AUGCCGCCCCACCCUGCAGAAUCGCCAGCAAAAAAGCAGAGCAAGUGGUCUGCAGAAGAGGAUACCUUGAUCAUUGAGCUGAGAGGCGGUGGAAUGAAAUGGGAAGAUAUUUCCAAGCGACUUCCUGGUCGCAGCGCCAUAAGUUGCAGAUUGCACUACCAGAACUAUCUUGAGAGAAGGAGCGAAUGGGACGAGGAGCGCAAGAAUAAGCUCGCCAGACUUUAUGAAAGAUUCAAGCCGGAAAUGUGGUCAAAGGUUGCCGAGGAAAUGGCGGUUCCAUGGCGAGCAGCCGAAGCAAUGCACUGGCAGCUUGGUGAAAAUGAUAUGGCCCGUCGCGCUGGAGUGGUCCCUUUUUCUCUUUCCAACGUAACCCUCGACGCGCCACCGGCAGCCAAUCGCUCAUCGCCUACACGCGGACAUUCUCAUUCUCAAUCGCAUUCUGGGACCAUGGCAUCCUCUUCGCGCAUAAGUCGCACAGCAAGCGCUCAGAGUGGUGCAAGCAUGGGACGACCUAGUAGUUUUCAUCAGCCGCAAGCCGCUCGCACAAUUGCAGCACGUAGGGAAAGUACUCCUCGUUCCAUUCCACCACCAAGCCCAGGCGCUUUAGCCGCCAUUGGAGGCAGUAUGAUGGGUUUAGGAAGAGGAGCCGGUCAGAUGCUUCCAAGCGUGGCUGAAUUGACCACUGGUGUCAGCCCGUACAGUGCACCUGCUUAUGCUAUGAGUAUGCCCAUGAGUGGAGGGGGUUACUCUAGUCCAGGUCCAUUUCUUCCUCCGGUGGGAAGUAUGCAAGAUCGAUCUCAAGGAGGCGAUAUUAAGCGGCGAGGCAGUCCGGGAGCAGAAUCUCGGGAAGCCAAUCGUAGACGGCAGUAG
Glarea lozoyensis ATCC 20868 is the source of this 870-nucleotide messenger RNA. Its product is annotated as Homeo. Gene Ontology annotation, molecular function: RNA polymerase II cis-regulatory region sequence-specific DNA binding; DNA-binding transcription factor activity, RNA polymerase II-specific. The transcript is spliced from 2 exons. Gene Ontology annotation, biological process: regulation of DNA-templated transcription. The coding region runs from base 1 to 870 and encodes 289 amino acids. NCBI's taxonomy places the organism in Eukaryota, Fungi, Ascomycota, Leotiomycetes, Helotiales, Helotiaceae. The record is from RefSeq and is a predicted model, not a curated record. Gene Ontology annotation, cellular component: nucleus.